Pungitius pungitius (ninespine stickleback) is the source of this 6271-nucleotide messenger RNA. RefSeq names its product ADAM metallopeptidase with thrombospondin type 1 motif, 6 (gene adamts6). The record is from RefSeq and is a predicted model, not a curated record. Gene Ontology annotation, biological process: extracellular matrix organization; proteolysis. Gene Ontology annotation, molecular function: metalloendopeptidase activity. Bases 762 to 4127 code for a protein of 1121 amino acids. Gene Ontology annotation, cellular component: extracellular matrix. The transcript has 25 exons. NCBI's taxonomy places the organism in Eukaryota, Metazoa, Chordata, Actinopteri, Perciformes, Gasterosteidae.
AUGAAGAUGCGCGUGGUAACUAUCCUGUUAACACUCCGCGUCCGGUGCGGGACGAUAUCGUUCGGCUCCGCUUCUGUUCCCGCAGGUUCCUGAGUGAGCGCGUUACAACCAAGUCUCAGGGGAGCAGACUUUAGCUAAAUAUAUAUAUAUACACAUAUAUGUAUAUAUAUUUCUCCAUAAAUAUCUGUUUAUAUUUACAUACAUGGAGGGAUUCGCGUGGACAAGUUGCCGUAUCGGAGACAUUUACGCGCUGGAUCCACGUGCCUUGCAGCUCGGAACCACCGCAACUUUCUGAGGCUUUUUUUUUUUUAAAACAUUUUUUUAAUACUUUAUUUUUUUAUUAUUAUUAUUAUUUUUUUAAUUCUCCUCGAGGGGUUUGUGUGUGUGCGCGUGUGUGUGUAAUAAUGCACGCGGGCCGGCUGCCAACUGUCUGGGUCAGAGUGGCCAAGAACGCCGAUGGAUCGUUCCGGACAGGCUUCCCGCAUAGAGCUUCCUGUUGUGGGCUUACGGCUGAGAGCGACUCGGUGCGCCUGAUGGACCUCGGCGUUUCCUGCGAGCUGCUGACAUGAACCCAGGGGCCACUGAGACGCCGAGGCGCUCGCCAUCGGGAGGGAUCUGAGAGCCAGCCUCGUCGACCACAAGCCAAGGACGCCACCCCGUGGACUCGUUAUGGUGCGGCGUCGGACCCAGCGCCUCCUCCUCCUCGCCCCGUUGUAGCGCCCUCUUACCCUCCACCCCAUGUCACACCUCACCGCCGAAUUAUGGAAAUUUUGUGGAAGACGCUGACUUGGACUCUGAGCCUGGUGGUGAUGGCGGCUUCUGAAUUUCAAGGACUUUCGCACAACUCUCAAGAGGAGUUCCUGUCCUACCUGCAGCACUACCAGGUGACUGUCCCGGUGCGGGUGGACGAGAGCGGGGACUUCCUGAGCUACACUGUGAAGCACCACCGGCCGGGCCGGCGGAGACGCGGGGCGCCGGACCCCCUGGACCCGGAGCCCCCCCACCACAACCCCCGGCUCUUCUACAGACUGUCGGCCUACGGGAUGCACUUUCACCUCAACCUGACGCUCAACCCCCACCUGGUGUCCAAGCACUUCGCGGUGGAGUUCUGGGGGAGGGACGGCCUGGAGUGGCGCCACGGCGCGGUGGAUAACUGUCACUACGUCGGAUCCUUGCAGAACCAGGGCGGCGCCACCAGGGUGGCGCUCAGCAACUGCAAGGGCCUGCACGGUGUCAUAACAACAGAGGAGGAGCAGUAUUUGAUCGAGCCAUUAAGGAACAUCUCCUCCACCGCCUCCAGUGAAUGGAACCUGGAAGAAGCACAGCAACAUGUUAUUUAUAAAAUGUCUGCCAUUCCCUCACCACAAGAGCGUAGCCAGGAGCUCAGCUGUGGCAUUUCAGACCUCAUCAAAAGCAGCUCGCCCUGCCAGUUCAGCUCGCCGACCCCCCCGGCGGCGCCCCAAAACGACGGCGAGCACGCCAACGGCACCCGGCGCCAGAGGCGCUCCGUCAGCUCGGAGCGCUUCGUGGAGACGCUGGUGGUGGCGGACAAAAUGAUGGUCGGUUACCACGGACGCAAGGACAUCGAGCACUACAUCCUGUCCGUGAUGAACAUUGUUGCCAAACUUUACCGUGAUGCCAGUCUAGGGAAUGUUGUGAACAUUAUUGUGACCCGGCUGAUUGUUCUCACUGAGGAUCAGCCUAACCUUGAGAUCAACCACCAUGCCGACAAGUCUCUGGACAGUUUUUGCAAGUGGCAGAAGUCCAUCCGGUCUCAUCACGGCGACGGAAACAGCAUUCCUGAAAACGGGAUGGCUCACCAUGACAACGCCGUCCUGAUCACCCGGUACGACAUCUGCACCUACAAGAACAAGCCCUGUGGUACCUUAGGUUUGGCCUCAGUGGCUGGGAUGUGCGAGCCGGAGAGGAGUUGCAGCAUCAACGAAGACAUCGGCCUCGGUUCUGCCUUCACCAUCGCGCAUGAGAUUGGCCACAAUUUCGGGAUGAACCACGAUGGCAUCGGGAACUCCUGCGGCACAAAAGGCCACGAGACGGCCAAGCUGAUGGCCGCCCACAUCACGGCCAACACCAACCCGUUCUCCUGGUCGGCCUGCAGCAAGGACUACAUCACCAGCUUCCUCGACUCAGGUCGGGGGACGUGUCUGGACAAUGAACCUAUGAAACGAGACUUCCUGUACCCAACAGUGGCCCCGGGGCAGGUGUACGACGCGGACGAGCAGUGUCGCUUCCAGUACGGAACCUCCUCACGCCAGUGCAAGUAUGGGGAAGUGUGUAGAGAGCUCUGGUGCCUUAGCAAAAGCAACCGCUGUGUAACCAACAGUAUCCCUGCAGCCGAGGGGACUCUGUGCCAGACCGGCAGCAUCGAGAAAGGGUGGUGCUACCAGGGGGAUUGUGUGGCGUUCGGUACCUGGCCUCAGAGCGAGGACGGGGGCUGGGGGCCCUGGUCGACGUGGGGGGAGUGCAGCAGGACCUGUGGGGGCGGUGUGUCCUCCUCCAUGAGGCACUGUGACAGCCCAGCCCCGUCCGGAGGAGGGAAGUACUGCCUCGGCGAGAGGAAACGUUACAGAUCCUGUAACACCGACGCCUGUGCAGCAGGGUCGCGUGAUUUCCGUGAGAAGCAGUGCGCCGACUUUGACCUCAUGCCUUUCAGAGGGAAGUACUACAACUGGAAGCCGUACACCGGCGGUGGCGUUAAGCCCUGCGCGCUGAACUGCUUGGCCGAGGGCUACAACUUCUACACGGAGCGCUCCCCGGCCGUCGUGGACGGCACCCGAUGCCAGGCCGACUCGCUGGACAUCUGCAUCAACGGAGAGUGCAAGCACGUGGGCUGCGACAACGUCCUGAGCUCGGACGCCAAGGAGGAUCGAUGCCGCGUGUGCGGCGGCGACGGCAGCACCUGCGAGGCCACCGAGGGCCUCUUCAACGACUCGCUGCCCAGAGGAGGCUACAUGGAGGUGGUUCAGAUCCCAAAAGGAUCCGUUCACAUCGAGAUCAAAGAAGUCGCCAUGUCGAAGAAUUACAUUGCGCUGAAAUCCGAAGUGGAUGAUUACUACAUCAACGGAGCGUGGACCAUCGACUGGCCCAGGAAGUUCGACAUCGCAGGGACGGCCUUCCACUACAAGAGACCCUCCGAUGAGCCCGAGUCUUUGGAGGCGCUGGGCGCUACCACUGAAGUCCUGGUUGUCAUGGUCCUCCUUCAGGAGCAGAACCUGGGAAUACGCUACAAGUUCAACGUGCCCAUCCAGCGCACAGGAAGUGGUGACAACGAGGUGGGCUUCUCCUGGCACUACCAGCCCUGGUCUGAAUGCUCCGCUACCUGCGCUGGAGGCUCCCAGAAGCAGGAGGUGGUGUGUAAAAGGCUGGACGACAACUCGGUGGUCCAGAACAACUACUGUGACCCAGACAGCAAACCUCCAGAGAACCAGAGAGACUGCAACACUGAGCCGUGUCCUCCAGAGUGGUUCAUCGGCGACUGGUCGGAGUGCGGGAAGACGUGCGACGGCGGCAUGAGGACGAGGACGGUCCUGUGCAUCAGGAAGAUGGGUCCCGCCGAGGAGGAGACGUUGGAGGACACCCACUGUCUGACCCACCGGCCCAUCGAGCGCGAGGCCUGCAACAACCAGUCCUGCCCCCCCAAGUGGGUCACCCUGGACUGGUCCGAGUGCACGCCGAAGUGCGGCCCCGGCUUCAAGCACCGCAUCGCCCUGUGCAAGAGCAGCGACCUCGCCAAGACCUUCCCGCCCGCCCACUGCCCGAGCCACAACAAACCGCCUGUCCGGAUCCGCUGCAGCCUGGGCCGCUGCCCGCCUCCUCGCUGGAUCCCCGGUGAAUGGGGACAGUGCUCGGCCCAGUGCGGCCUCGGCCAGCAGAUGAGGACGGUGGCGUGCCUGUCCUACACCGGGCAGCCCUCCGCCGACUGCGCCGAGUCCCUCCGACCCGCCACCAUGCAGCAGUGCGAGAGCAAGUGCGACGCCACCCCGGUCUCCAACGGCGACGAGUGCAAAGAUGUGAACAAAGUGGCCUACUGCCCGCUGGUGCUCAAGUUCAAGUUCUGCAGCCGUGCGUACUUCAGGCAGAUGUGCUGCAGGACCUGCCAGGGACACUGACGCCUGCGAGAGCCCAGCACAGGCCCCGCCCAGCACAGGCCCCGCCCAGCACAGGCCCCGCCCACACAGACGGAGGGAAGCUGACGCAGCGCUGCGGAGGAGGAGUAGGAGGAGGAGAGAAGAAGAUGAAGAAGAAGAAAACCCUCUGGUCUUCCUGUCUAUCACCCCCCCCCCCGACGCUGACAGACAAACUGAUUUUAUCUCGUCACUUCUGUGAAGUGGAACUUGGAAGAUUUUCCCCCCGGUGGUGUUAUUUUUAUUAUAAUAAUAAUUAUCAAUAUCAUUGUUAGUCUUCCUCCGUGUUUGUUGUUUUUAAUGAAUCCAAAGUGCUGGACACGUCGCACAGGACGUUGCCCCCGGAGACGGAGGGGAGGACUCCUCGCUAGAAGACGAGUGUGUGUGCGUGUGUGUGCGUGUGUGUGUGUGUGUGUGUGUGUGUGUGUGUAGGGGGGGGGGGGUCUCCAGUCUUUGGGGCAGACAGACCUUUGGCUCGGUGCACUUUUCCCGUGUAAAUACUUUACUUAACUGCCAAUUUAUCGCUCUGGUCGGACAGAGAAACCCCAUCGCUGUACUGUAUAUUUAUUGUACAACUCCAGGCAGAGGGGGGUAUAGUCAGAUAGUGGCCCGCUGUCAUGGAGGGCAAUAUAAUGUGAGUGAAUUCAUGUCCAACCCCUCUGCGCUGGAAUGAAAUAUUACAUAGACAAACAUAGGCCGAACCCUUGUAUACUCUAUAUGAUGCAGAUCCAGGACCAGCAGAUGGUCACAGGAGGGUGCUUCGGGGGCCUUCGCUCCUGUCGCUGAAAUCAAAAGCAUGAGACACUCGACCAAACACUCUAUUGAAGGAUUCUAUUUUGAAGGAGCAUAUUCUACCCAGCAGUGUGUUCUUUGGAACCUCAGUGCAGUCGCUUUUUCUUUGUCUUUUAGGCUGCACGGUUAUAUUGUCCGAGGUUUUCAUAGUUCCUGCAUUCAUAAAGCUGAUGAUGGGGGUUAAAAGUAAUAGUAAAUAGUCUGCAUUUGCUUUCUUGUCCGAGAGUUUGACGAGAAUAAACCUCUGAACUGUAAAUACGAAGCUUUAGCCAGCAGGCUUAGCUUAGCAUAAAGACUGGCAACAGGUGGAAACAGCUAGCACGGCUGUGUUCAAGCAUGAAAAACAUCAUUCACUUUUCAUUUUUCAGAGUAGCUACGUGUUUAAGCUAAGCUAAGCUAAGCUAACCAUGCUGAGCGUAGUCUUUCAUUUGGACGACAAACACGAGCAGCAUCGUUCUAAUCCUCAGCGGGAAAAUGAAUACUCAUAUUUUCUAAAAUGCCUUAACUGUUCCUUUAAGUAAAGUGCUAAAUAUACACACACACAAUAUAAAUACGUUGGCUAAAGACCCCCCCCCCCCACCCCCCCUUCCCCUCAGCGGUGCUUUUCCUCCUGUUAUUUCCACGGAGGACUGUGUUUACCUCUCCUCUUCCUCCUCUUCCUCCCGCUCCGAGGGUUUCUGGUGCUAUCAAGUGGGUGCUUCCAUUCAACCCCCCCCAGUGGGCUUAGAAGUGAGCCUGGAUCCAAACAAUAUGAAAUAAUACCCUUGUUACUAUCUGUGUUGGUGAAUGCUGGUCAUGCUGUUGUUUUUGAUAUCGGUUUAUACCUCACACUGGCAACUUUUCAUUGUUAACCGCGUUUUUCCGCCGUCGGCGCCGCAAACAAAGUGGACGGCCGCCGGCCCGCCAGGCGACCCCCCCUCCCUGCAGGGGUCACCGGGGGGGGGGGGGGGGGGGAGCCGCGGGAGGAGUCCCCGAGAAACCCCGAGAGACGCUGAGGAGUGCGCGAGAAUCUCAUCCAAGCCGUUAACAAACUCAUUUCUGAUUUUUUGCUGCUGCUACUUUCAUAUUGUUUUUUGUAGCCACCUUGAGUUUGACCAUGUGACCCUUUCAUCGGCUGAGUGAGGACGGCGGUGCUGAGGACCGACGCGGCGCCUCCAGAGACAUAAAAUCACUCAAACCGGUACUCGUUGCUGUGAACUUGGAUGUUUGAAUGUCACAUUGUGCAAGAAUAAUGAAAAGCAUCAUGUGAUCAGUUGCGUAUAUUUUAUAUUCAGUAUUAAUGUUGGUACACUGUUACUCUUCUUUUUUCCAAAUGUAAAUUAUAUGCUAAUUUAUUG